Molecule: messenger RNA, 2447 nt
Organism: Salvia hispanica
Lineage: Eukaryota; Viridiplantae; Streptophyta; Magnoliopsida; Lamiales; Lamiaceae
Product: acyl-UDP-N-acetylglucosamine O-acyltransferase
Source: RefSeq, a predicted model, not a curated record
AUUUCGCUCUCCCUCCAGACUCUUCUUCUCUCGUCGUUCUUCCCUCUCCAGAAAAAAUCAACUCGGAUAAACUCAAAAUUAGCCACUGUAUGCGUCUCUAAUCGCGAUAUUUUGUGCUGAAUUUCCCCAUCACUCGGUCGUUUUCGUGCUGCUGUUUUCGCUCCCUUUUGGAGGAAAUGGAAAUGAUCGCUGUGGAGGAAUCGAGUAUUCUGAUGGUUUGUUGUUAUGCUAUUGGAGGAGGAAUGGUCGCCGGCAAACGAAUAGCUAGACGGUUUGUUAAAACUUUUAUAAUACCUACGGUGCAUCGAAGUUGUAAAUUCAUGCCUUUCUAAUCUCCAAGUUAGGGUUUCGUUAUCUUUCUGUUUUUUAGUGUGAUUGGAGCUUAAGCUUGGAUUAUUGUCGAAUAAUCGUGGUGAAUUUUGUUCUUCAACCGUAUUGCUUUUGAGAUUUGGGGGAAAAUAAUUUCUGGAUUUUGCAAGUUCUCUAUCUCAAUUGAAGUAGCGGUUUGAAGAAGUUGUUUGAAAUUCCUUCUGUUAUUUGCAAGUUUCUAUCUGGUAUAUGAUGCUUCAAUCGUGAACUUUCAUUCUGGGCAAAGUGUAUGGCUGGAGUUUGAGUUGGGUGUUUUUCUGUGCAUUGUGGUGACAGUUAGGAUUUAGGUUUUCACUAGAUUAGCUUCAAGGUAGCAUACUUUUUUAGACUAUUUUUGAUUGGGGGAAGAUGGAGUUAGGUUUUCCUAAAACAAGCAUUGGUAAUUUGAAAGAGCAGUUGUUGAGGAAAACUCUUCGAAAUGUUCGAGCACAGGGGCAUCCAUAUGUCGAGCUUAGGGAAGAGGGGAAGAAGUUAAUCUUUUUCUGUACUAUGUGUCUUGCACCUUGCUAUGGAGAAUCAAGCUUGUUUGAUCACCUGAAGGGCCAUUUUCACACUGAAAGACUAGCCACUGCACAGGUUACGCUGCUCAAACCAAAUCCAUGGCCAUUCAGUGAUGGUGUGUUUUUCUUCCAUGAUGAUGUGGAGGAGAAAAGUAAAGUUUUACCUGCUGGCCAAAACAAGUUGCUAGAUACACACAACGCUGUUGCAGACAGCCUUGCGAUUGUUAAAUAUAGUGGAAAUGUAGCAGUUGCUAGCACAGAGAGUUCACUGGAGAGUGAGGAUAAUGCUGAUUGUAAUGAAAGUCGGCGGCUGCUAGUUAUUCCAGGUGUUCUGCAAAAAGAUGAGGUUUCUGAUUUGGUAGUGAGGCAUAUUGGAGAUGGAAAAAUUGGUGCCAGGUUUAGUCUGAAGGAUGGGGUUUCCAGGGAAAUUCGCAGAAUAUGGUGUGAAUGGCUAGGGAAUGCGGAGUCCACCACUGAGGAUGUUGAUGGGACUCAUGAGCAUGACUUUGCUAUUGUUACCUUUUCUUACAACUAUAACUUGGGACGAAAGGGGUUACUCGAAGGUUUCAGAUAUUUGCUUCCAUCCAGUCCUCAUUCAGAAGCUGAGGAUAGUGGCUCUUCCAAAGGCAAGAGGACGAAGUCAUUUUCUGAUUCUGAGGAUAUAACUGGGGCCUUAAGAAAUCAAGAUGACUCUUCUGGGGAAGAGUCUCAAUCUUCAAACAGUUUAAAGUCAAAAGUGCUGUUCUCUGGAAAUGAUGAUCAGGUGGUGCAUUCUCGCAUUAUUUCGAGCAAGACUAUGAGGAAACAAUUAAGAAUCCAACACCGUAUUGCCUCUGAGAGGACUUGUGAUAUAUGCCAACAGAAGAUGCUUCCGAACAAAGAUGUUGCUGCUUUGUUAAAUAGGAAGACUGGAAAGCUUGUAUGCAGUAGUAGAAAUCUUACUGGGGCAUUCCAUCUAUUUCAUGUAUCAUGUCUCAUUCACUGGAUACUGCUCUUUGAGGUGGUUUUUGCUAAGCAGUCAGAUGAAGCCAAAGUAAAACCGAGAUCCAGGAAAAGGGCUAAAGGAAAGAAUGGGCAGAAGCUUGAGAUGCACGACAAGCGAAUUUGCUCAACAUUCUGCUCUGAAUGCCAGGGCACUGGUAUAAUAAUUGAUGGGGAUGACCGCGAGAAACCAACUGUCCCACUUUCUGAGAUAUUCCAUUAUAAGAUCAAACUUUGUGAUGCUCGCAAAGCUUGGAUAAAAAGUCCUGAAAUACUGGAUAACUGCUCAUUGGGCUUUUACUUCCCUCAGCAAUCUGAUGAAAUAUAUGAGGAAACUGUAGCACCACUAAAAUUGCUACGCUUCUAUCGAGCUGAUGAAUAGAUAGAUUUCACUGAACGUCUUCAUCUACUGGCAAUAAAGGUUUGGUUUAGUCGGCAGUUUUUAGUUAAACAACUUAGGCUCUUAUGUACGUUGCAUUUGCUUACAUCUGUUCUUCACUUACAUCUGUUCUUCACUUCUUUCUUUGUAAAUGUAUUGCAAUCUUUUGUGAAGAUUUACUAUGAAGUUAUUCCUAAGAUCACUGUUUAAUUGUGUGA